AUGCAAAAUCAUCAAUCACAACACCAUGUUUCAAUGAACAACCAACAACCAAUAGAUAUGCAUUAUAAUGGCCUAGUACAGAGUGUAGAAACUGAAAAAGAAUUUAUUGGUCGAGAUACAGUGAAUGGAUACGUGCAUACAUAUCCAGAAAAAGCAAAAAAUAAUAUUUAUCAACUCCACCAUGAUAAUAGUGACCAGCAGUUUCUUUCCCACUCGAAAAGUCAGGAUCUCUAUUUACCACAAACACUGCUUCAACAACGAAAUUCCAACAUCUCUGUGGGAUUGAAUCCUAACAUGGGUCCUUCUAUCACACAAGCCCAAAACCAUUGGGUUUUGGCUAAUGAUACUAAUCGAAUCGAUUCCUUCACACCACAUACUGCGUCAGCUAUCAUGAAUGAAAAGAGCCAAGACCACUCGUUUGAAACCCAACUUUCACAGAUUAGGCAAAGCGAUGGAAGCUAUAUACCUACUAGCUCAAAAAAUCAGAAAAUGUCGGAUUCCUCAUCUAGUGGUGAAAGGAAUAUUUCCGUUCCUAUAUCACCUUGUAAAUCAACAAACAUAGAAGAUAACUCACUAAGCUUCCAGGUAGGAAAUCUCCAAUCCAAUGAUAGGAUUUCAAGAAAUACGCUUUCACAGUCCUACAACUCUCCUAACAUUGUAACUGGCUCUGAGAAUCCAAAAUUGGAGCAACAGCCACAUCCGCAAACAAGAUCCAAAGGAUCGUCUGUCACAGCUGAGAAUAUGGUUCCUAUAGGUUACAAUGUCAAUCCCUCUGUAACACCAACAUCCACAGCAUCAAAUUUUAACACUGGUAUUAAUUCAAGGCUUAACCAAACAAUUCCUCCUAAUCAGCAUGUUGUUCCACCAAAUGUACAAGGCAACACAGUACCUGGAGCUAUACCUUAUCCGCAACCUAGUUCUGGUUUGAGCGAAGAGAUUAAACGAAGCCUUUCCAAUAUAGCGAUCGUGAGGUUUUUGAGGUUCAAAGACUUACUGAUAUGUCGACAUGAAAAGCCGAAUCUUCCGUAUUUAACACAGGUUGUAAAUGACUUCUUUGUUCCUGAUGCAUGCAUCAAAUUAAAAAUGAAAACCGAUGCUGAUGAAAAAUGUUUUACAUUUGCGUAUAAUUUAUUGCCGCUGCUUUAUCACAAGUAUCUAGCAAACAUUCAAAUGCUAGAAAUAAGCCAUAAGUUUUUGAAUGCCAUUGUUUUGGACGACCUUUCCAGUAUAGUUCAGACAGAUCAUAUUUCAGCCAAGUGCGUUUUUGAAGAUGGGUCAUAUAGUAAUUUUUUUGGCUCAAUGAAAAUCAAAAUGAACAAGAGUUUAAUGUUUGAAGAAAUUGAUAUAUUGACCGACUAUAAUGUUCAAGGAGUAGAGUUCUCGGCUUUAGAUAAAUUCAUGAGUGAUUUUCAACUCCACAACAAAACGAACCCAAGUAUAUUCGACAUAAAGCUGCAUUUCAAACAAGCAGCGAGUCUUAGUAAGCAUGGUUUGACUGACCAGUUUUUGAAGUUACUUCAGGUGAGUGAAGCAAUGACGUUAUCUAAACCAUUAUUGAAUCACUUUAUUCAGUCUAAAUCAAACAGUCUAUCUGAUUCUCUCAAGGAAUUCAAUCAGAUAAACUUUGCCGGAUUUCAACGACUUCAAAGUCUUUGCACAAAAGUAUCAACUGGGAUCAAUCAGAGGGUCUUACAAGAGACACACUCUCUUCAAUCCUUUACUUCAGGAGCUCAGGUUCCAGCUCAAGUUAAAAUAAGUUGUGUGUCUGCUCCUGCCACGGUGCAGAAUGGAGAUGACGGAUACCAAACUGGAAAUGGACUUAGUCAUGAUAUAUCGAACUAUUCGGCUUAUGGUGUACGCCCUUUGAAAAGAGCACCCAGUGACGAUAAUACACAGAUCGUCCCAAAAUCAUCACAGAAAAAGCUCAAGCUACAAAUUCCAGCUCCACCUAAGGUGUCUAAAAAGAGAAAAGAGUCCGAUAAGGCAAAGAAGCCCAAAGCCGAUUAUAAAAGUAUGAACAAAGAAAAUUCAACUAUUAAGUAA
This is a messenger RNA of Pichia kudriavzevii, 2043 nucleotides long. RefSeq lists its product as uncharacterized. The transcript has a single exon. The coding region runs from base 1 to 2043 and encodes 680 amino acids. The record is from RefSeq and is a predicted model, not a curated record. Lineage: Eukaryota; Fungi; Ascomycota; Pichiomycetes; Pichiales; Pichiaceae.